AUGUCCCUUCUACGCGAAGCGGAGAAGUGCAUAGCCAAUCAACAUGCUCAUGGCCUCAACGCCUUCAUAACACCAUUACCGCGCGCGGGACAAUGGCUGGAUCGCGUGAAGGAGGCAGACCGGCGUCGCGAGCAAGGUAAACCCAGAUCCAUCCUUGAUGGUCGUCUGAUAGCGAUCAAAGAUAAUAUAUGCACACGUGAACUCCCGACCACCUGCGCCUCUGGCAUUCUAGACAGGUUCGCUAGCCCAUUCAACGCGACCGUUGUUGAUCAAUUGGAGGAUGCCGGAGCUAUCGUGGCUGGAAAGACCAACCUAGAUGAGUUUGGGAUGGGAUCACACUCAACCAACUCGCGCUUUGGGCUGGUUAAGAACCCACGGCGUGACAAGGAUGGUCAAGAUCUUUCUGCCGGCGGGAGUUCAGGUGGGAGCGCAGCGGCGGUUGCGGCCGAUCAAUGCUAUGUCGCGCUUGGAACAGAUACUGGAGGCUCUGUCAGACUUCCAGCGGCAUACACCGGAACAGUUGGGUUUAAGCCAUCGUAUGGUCUGAUCUCCCGGUGGGGUGUCGUCGCCUAUGCCAACUCUUUGGACACUGUUGGGGUGCUGGGGAAGAACACUUCUAAUGUUCGAGAUGUAUUCUCCAUCCUUAAUUCUUAUGAUGAACGUGAUCCGACUAGCGUUUCCACACUCUCAAGAUCGCGCAUCACCUCACACUACCAAACACCACGGCUUUCAUCUCGAUUGACUUCCACUCCCCUCCGAAUCGGAGUGCCGUUGGAAUAUAACAUUUUAGAACUAGCCCCGUCAGUGCGGCAAGCCUGGCUGAUGUCCCUGGCACAUUUGCAAGAACAAGGCCAUACAAUCCACCCCGUUUCUUUACCAGCCACUAAACAUGCGCUGUCCGCAUAUUACGUUCUUGCCCCAGCCGAGGCGUCCUCGAACCUGGCCAAAUAUGACGGCGUGCGUUACGGCACUCGUGAUAAUGGGCCAGACAAUGAGGGAUCCUCUGAAAGCUACCUUUACUCAAAUACGCGUGGACAUGGAUUUGGGCCAGAGGUGCAGCGUCGGAUCCUUCUAGGAACUUUCAGUCUGAGCGCCGAUGCCAUGGACAAUUAUUUCAUCCAGGCGCAACGAGUACGCCGACUGGUCCAACAAGAUUUUGAUUCUGUAUUCAAGGCCAACAAUCCCUUUGCUACCACUAAUGAUCUGGGUGCAGGCCAUCCCGAAUCAGAUGAUAAAGUGGAUGUUCUCGUGUGUCCUACAGCACCAUCCCCUCCACCCCGGAUUUCGGAUAUCACAGGUACCUCUGCUGGCUCAGCGCCUUUGAAUGCCUAUGUCAAUGACGUGUUUACUGUCCCCGCCAGCCUGGCAGGUCUGCCUGCUAUCUCGGUCCCAGUCACUGUGACUGGUUCCAACGAGCACUCCGACAUGGACGAGGUGACUGGCAUUCAAGUGGUAGGUCAGUACGGAGAUGAUGAGCUGGUGAUGAAAGUUGGAGAAUUACUCGAAGGUCGCCGGUUUGCGGGCUCCUCAUAG
Penicillium verhagenii is the source of this 1533-nucleotide messenger RNA. RefSeq names its product glutamyl-tRNA(Gln) amidotransferase subunit HER2. Gene Ontology annotation, molecular function: glutaminyl-tRNA synthase (glutamine-hydrolyzing) activity. The record is from RefSeq and is a predicted model, not a curated record. The coding region runs from base 1 to 1533 and encodes 510 amino acids. Gene Ontology annotation, biological process: glutaminyl-tRNAGln biosynthesis via transamidation; mitochondrial translation. NCBI's taxonomy places the organism in Eukaryota, Fungi, Ascomycota, Eurotiomycetes, Eurotiales, Aspergillaceae. The transcript is spliced from 4 exons. Gene Ontology annotation, cellular component: mitochondrion; glutamyl-tRNA(Gln) amidotransferase complex.